CACGUGACCGGUGGGCGGCGAGAUCAGAGCAUGGCUCAACACGUCACUUAGUUACAAUGUUGAUAGCAACCAAGCGUACGGAAUGGCCAAAUAUUAACUGAGGGCUUGAAGCCAACGGAAAACAUGGACGAUCACUCCGCAGAUGAAGGAACAAGAAUGGAGCCUGAACCAUUGUCUAAUACAACUGAAAUAAAGACGAGCGAUGUGUAUAAAGUGGAUAAAAACUUGCCAGCUCGCUUUAAUAAUCCGGAGUGUUUCAGAGGAUACAGACAAAAAAUGACCAACCCUUUAUACCAAACAACAAAUCAAACAUAUGGAAGCAAAAAACCAACAGUUCAUGAAAUGCCGACGACCUUCAGCGGAAGUCGUCGGAAGUUUUCUGAGCAUCUUCUGAGAAGUGGCAUGUACAAGGAUAACGGCUUCAACACGGCAGUGGACAAGAGCCGACUCACUGGACCCGAUGCAACCACUGCGUUUCACGACAGAAUCAAUUUCCAUUACUUAUACCACACAGAUGGGAAAUCUCAGUAGAUACAAUCUCCAUUUUGUACUGUAUGUACAGUAAUAAACAAGUCAAGCUAAA
Messenger RNA from Carassius carassius (crucian carp), 583 nucleotides. RefSeq names its product piercer of microtubule wall 1 (gene pierce1). NCBI's taxonomy places the organism in Eukaryota, Metazoa, Chordata, Actinopteri, Cypriniformes, Cyprinidae. The record is from RefSeq and is a predicted model, not a curated record. The transcript is spliced from 3 exons. The coding region runs from base 124 to 531 and encodes 135 amino acids. Gene Ontology annotation, biological process: axoneme assembly. Gene Ontology annotation, cellular component: axonemal microtubule.